Camellia sinensis is the source of this 2115-nucleotide messenger RNA. NCBI's taxonomy places the organism in Eukaryota, Viridiplantae, Streptophyta, Magnoliopsida, Ericales, Theaceae. The record is from RefSeq and is a predicted model, not a curated record.
AUGAGGGCUCACAGGUUUACCACACAUGAUGAAAGGACAUUGACCGUAGUAUGCGGAUUGCAUAAUCGACAUUCAUAUGCGGGGAGGCUAUCAAAUGAUGAGAAAGCAUUGUUAAUGGAUAUGUCAAAGAGCAUGGUUCGGCCAAAAGAAAUCCUAGUAACCUUGAAACAGCGAGAUGCCCUCAAUGUAAGCACACUUAAAACCAUUUACAAUGUACGCCAUCGAAACAGAGUGGUACAGAGAGCUGAAAGAUCACAGAUGCAACACUUAUUGGGUGAAUUGGCCAAGUAUAAUUACAUUGAGCGCCAUCGGUUUGAAGAGUCCACGAUGACUGUGACAUACUUAUUUUGGGCACAUCCUACCAGUGUGGACUUAUUUCGGUCUUUCCCACGUAUAUUAAUUAUGGAUUGCACAUAUAAAACCAACAGAUAUCGUAUUCCUCUUCUUGAAAUUGUGGGAGUGACAUCAACUGAAAUGACAUUCUCUGUAGCUUUCGCAUACUUACAGUAUGAGAGGGUCGAUAACUAUGCGUGGGUGUUAGCUACAUUGCGUGAUGUCAUGGAUGGUUUUGUUGUGCCAACAAUUAUUGUUACUAACAGAGAGCUAGCCUUGAUGAAUGCCAUACAGAAGAUAUUCUCGAGUGGCAGACAUUUAUUAUGUCGUUGGCAUAUCAUGUAUUCAUCUUCUGAAAUUCAAUACGAUGAGCGUCUUAAAUCAUUACUUAAGGAAUUCAGUAGUUAUCCUGAUGCAGUCAAAUACAUCAUGGAUACUUGGUUGGUUCCUUACAAGGACAAAUUUGUGGCGGCAUGGACAGACACGUGUAUGCAUUGUGGCAAUGCUGAGAGUGCACAUGCAAAACUUAAAAGACAAUUGGGUUCAUGUCAAGUCUCAUUUCAGGCAUCAUUUGAGAAAAUACACAGUCUGCUUGAGUUGCAACACACUGAUAUCAGGGCUUCAUUUGAGAAAAGUCUAACUGUUGUGCAACAUCAAUUUAAACCUUCUCAGUUCAGGGAGCUACGGGGUAAUGUGUCUAUCUCUGCAUUGGAGUAUUUGUUUGAAGAAAGUAAGAGAGCCAAUUCCAUUGGUAUUGAUGUUGAAGCUUGUGGAUGCGUCCGUCGCCACACUCAUGGUUUACCUUGUGCCCAUGAGAUUACUGACUACAUCAGACAAGAUCAUCCUAUACCACUUGUUACUAUACACUCACAGUGGAGGCAACUUCAUAUCUCCAUAUGCAAGAAAGAAAAGGAAACGGAGGUGAGUUGUCAUGCAGAAGUAGAGUUGUUUGUGAACAAGUUUAAUGAAAGUGAUAGAACCAUGUGGUUGGAGCUUUUGAAGAAGUUAAAAGAAAUUGUAUAUCCGGGAAGCACUUUUCUUGUUGAGCCGGAGGUGAAGCCCAAAACACGUCCUCGGGAUCAUAAGAAGAUCAAUGUUUCUACCCGUCGUGACCCGUGUGCAUUUGAGUUGGUUCAAUUUGGACAUGAUUCCUUCUCACCUAGGGACACUCAAAUCACUACAUUAGCUUCUACUCUGCAAACCAAAAAGAAGCGACCUGUUAAGGGAAAGAAGAAGGUGAAUCCGAAAGGGAAGGUAUACAUUACUAGAACAGUGAAACCUGGUGCAUAUGUUGAUGCUUUCCUUUCUGGGUUGAAACCAUACAUUAAGUUUGUUAAGGAUGUAACUGCAGAUGGGAAUUGUGGUUUCAGGGCUAUAGCUGCUUCAAUUGGUUAUACAGAAGAUGAUUGGCUCAGUCCUGGAUACUCACAUUGGAUGACUAUGCCAGACAUGGGGCAUCUUGUUGCAUCGUGCUACAAUCUUGUGUUAUACCACUUGUCAUUACAGCAAUGUCUCACCUUUUUACCUCUUAGAACAGUGCCAGUACCUCAACUUGAUAGACGUGAGAUUGCCAUUGCGUUUGUCAACGAAAAUCAUUUCGUCCAGGUUUUGUUGCAGCCAGGCCAUCCAGUUCCUCCUAUAGCCACUAAUUGGCGAAAAUACCGUCACCCUUGCGCUGUCGACUGGGAUGAUGCAUAUGUGCGUCGUAUUCAACAUUUCAAGGACAUUAUUCAUGAUAAUGUAACUACUCGAGAGACAUUUGAUGUUGUUGAUGUCGCAUGA